GCAACCGAGGCGCCUGGGUGCAUCCCAGUGCAAUGGCUCCAGAGCUUCCCCAUCCCAAGCCUGGCUUGGUUUAGCCUUUUUGAAAGCCUCCUCUUGGGCCGGAGGAAGGGGAGGACCAAGGCCAGCAGGUGGGGUUUGCAGGCAUCAUAUGACCCAGGGGAAAGUGGCACUUCCUGGACUCUUGCCUUGGCACCUUUCUUUGCAAAGCAUCCCCAGAGCAGCUGGUGGCCAAGGAGAAGCAGGGCCAGAGGGGCAGCUCUUGCUCUCCAGGGAGAUGGGCAGCCGAGGGCUCCUGCUGGCCCCUGGCCUUUGGCUCCUGCUGCUGCUGGCCCUUGGGCUCACAGAGGCCACCAAGGGCAGGGACAACAUCCUCCUCUUCCUCGCCGAUGACCAGGACCUCCAGCUCGGAGGGAUGACACCUCUAAAGAAGACACAGUCCCUGAUCGGUCAGUUGGGUGCCUCUUUUGCCAACGCGUUUGCAGUCACUCCGCUGUGUUGCCCCAGUCGCAGCAGCAUCUUGACCGGUUGCUAUCCUCACAACCAUCUGGUGAGGAACAACUCCUUGGAGGGCAACUGCAGCAGCCCAGUCUGGCAGAAGUUUCAGGAGCCCUAUACCUUCCCGGUUUAUUUGCAGAAGCAAGGCUACCAGACCUUCUAUGCCGGCAAAUACCUCAACCAGUAUGGAGACCCUAAAGCAGGAGGCGUUCAGCACAUCCCCUUGGGCUGGACCUAUUGGCUUGGCCUGGUGGGGAAUUCCAAAUAUUACAACUACACCCUUUCUGCCAACGGACGCGAGGAGAAGCACGGGGACCUAUACGAAGAGGAUUAUCUCACGGACCUCAUUACCAACCGGAGCCUGACGUUCCUGCAGAAGCUUUCCCGCCCUCCGUUUCUCAUGGUGCUGGCCCCUCCGGCCGCUCACUCCCCAUGGACUGCCGCCCCCCACUACAAGUCGGCCUACAGCAACGUCAAAGCACCCCGAAAUGGGAGCUUCAACGUCCAUGGGAAGGACAAGCACUGGUUGAUACGGCAAGCGAAGUCCCCUAUGUCCAACACAUCCAUUGAGUUCCUGGACAAUGUCUACAGACAACGGUGGCAGACCCUGUUGUCUGUGGAUGACAUGGUAGAGAAGGUGAUGCUUGAACUAAAGUCGCUUGGCCUGCUAGACAGCACAUAUGUCUUCUAUACAUCAGAUCAUGGGUACCACACCGGUCAGUUUUCUCUGCCCAUCGACAAGCGGCAGCUUUAUGAGUUCGACAUCCGGGUGCCUUUGCUGGUGAGAGGCCCUGGCAUCAAAGCAAACCAGACACAUCUGGAACCUAUUCUCAAUAUUGACCUGGGACCCACCUUCCUGGACAUUGCUGGGGUUAACAUAUCUCUUACUCCCAUGGAUGGACAGUCCUUCUUGCCCCUCCUGGUGAACAAGACGCACAGCAGUGGCUGGCGGUCAGAUUUCCUGGUGCAAUACACAGGAGAAGGGUGCAGUGGCAAAGACCCACAUUGUCCUGCCUUGGGACCUGGAGUGUCACAAUGCUUCCCUGACUGUGUUUGUGAGGAUGCCUUCAAUAAUACCUAUGCCUGCGUGCGCACAUUGAACCCCAUCAAUUUACAGUACUGUGAAUUUGCUGAUGCACAGGAUUUCGUAGAAGUCUACAAUCUGACUUCAGAUCCACACCAGCUCCUUAAUGUGGCCAAAACUGUAGACCCUUCGCUGUUGGAGCAGAUGAACCAGAGGCUGAUUAAGUUCCAGGCUUGUUCAGGCGCCAGCUGCCGAUCCUAGGGACCCCAGAGGCAUCUCUUUCUCACUGACUGCCAAGGAACCCCAAAGAGUCUGGUCUGGAUCUCACCAUGACCGCAGCCUCACCUCCUCCUUUCUCCACUCUUGGGCUGAUUUUCAUGUCCUGGAUCCCACAACUUUAAUGCCCUGGUCGCCAGCUACUUUUGAUGGGAGGGAUAAGUUGACGAAAGAGUGAGAAGAAGGAUUAGAUGGGAUGCCAAGUUUCUAGAGCAAUGAUUCCCAGAUAUGGGACCCCAGAAGUUGUUGGACUUCAGGUCCCAGCAGCCAAUGAUCAGGGAUUGUACUGUUUGUAAUCCAACAGGAUCUGGGGAUUCAGACUGGGAACCAUCGCACUAUACACUUUUGCCAUGAAAAAUCCUAGAUAUCAAGUUCCACUGACUUGUAUUUUGGGGCUCACGUAUACCUCUCAUUUGCCUCUCAUGGGGGCUGGCCAUUAGCAGGUCAAAUUUCACUUCUCAGGGUGGGGCAGGUCUGGCCCAAAAGGCAUCAGUUGCUGACCUCCUACUCCAAGGCAGAAUACAGACCAGGAUCUACUGCAUCUCUGGAGGAAUUGCAAGGACCUCUGAAGCCCAUUCUUUGAACAGUAGCAACAACAAUAUGGACUGAGGUCUUUGCAUGGAUGGACUCACUGAGUUCAGCUAAGUCCUGCUACUGGAAACAAAUUCCUGGGUUCCACCUUCUUUGAUUUGAAGUGUGUGUCUUUCGUACCAUUCUCCAACUGAUGAAUGUAGGGGUCAAUUAAAACAACACACAAAUGCACAUGAAAAACUUGGAUCUUAUACCUUUCAAGUCGGCAGAGAUGCAAGAUGCCAGUCUGCCUGAGCCAGGAGGGCAUGUGCUCCAUCUUACCCAAUAUCUCACCCUGAAUAGUCCUCGGAGCAAGACAUUUCUAGUGAUCUGGUGGGAUGCAUUCACCACAGGGGUAGGGUUGAGUUGGCAGUGUUUUGGGGCAUAUUUGAAGUGGUGCCUGAUCCAGUAGGAAUUCAUCCCAACUCAUGGGAAGGCCAGUCCUACUUGAAGUAUGCCAACCUUGCUCUGAAUGGUGUGCCAUGGCCAGAUGGGCAAGAUUACCUCUCUUUCCUUCUCUGGCCCUACCCUGGAUGUGGAAAGGGAUUCAUUUCCCCGUUUAGUCACUAAUCUGUGCACAAUAACUUUGUCAUAGCCUCCUUUUUCUCUUGCUGAAACUAUUGCACAAAUGUUGUGUCUUGUAACUCCACUGUCCACUUAGAAGGUUUGCUUCCGUUAGCCCAGGGAUUCCCAAACUUCAGUCCUGCAGGUACUUUGGACUUCAAUUCCCAGAAGGUCCCAGCCAACUUGGCCAAUAAAGUCUGAGAGCUACAGACCAAAAAAUCUGGAGGAACAAAGUUUGGGAACCACAGAAUUGGCCCAUAGUGGCUCUGGCAGCUGCUAUGUUGCCCUGACUGUGCGUCUCUCUCCUUUAGUACUGUGAAAAGAAAUGGAAUAAAGGACUUGUUUGUUAGGAAA
Sceloporus undulatus (fence lizard) is the source of this 3283-nucleotide messenger RNA. RefSeq names its product N-acetylglucosamine-6-sulfatase-like. The transcript has 13 exons. Gene Ontology annotation, biological process: glycosaminoglycan metabolic process. The record is from RefSeq and is a predicted model, not a curated record. NCBI's taxonomy places the organism in Eukaryota, Metazoa, Chordata, Lepidosauria, Squamata, Phrynosomatidae. Gene Ontology annotation, molecular function: N-acetylglucosamine-6-sulfatase activity; glycosaminoglycan binding. The coding region runs from base 149 to 1780 and encodes 543 amino acids.